AUGAGGCUGUACUACCUGCUACUUUUCGUGGGUCUCUGCGCAGCCUACGAACCAUGGCUGUGCCCGACCGAAUUGCUGGAGUCCGAGCGGACGGAUUGUCACCCUGAGCCCGGGGCGAGCGAGAUGGCUUGCACAGCAAGAGGCUGCACGUGGUGUCGGGCGUAUGACCCCAGCGCCCCUUGGUGUUUCUUUAACACCAAACCAGGUUAUGAGGGUACCUGCCCCUCUACCGUCCCAACCUCUCAGAGAGUGGACUGCGGUCAACCCACCAACGCCCAGUGCGUCAAAACUGGCUGCGUCUGGUGCCCUGAGACCGGCGGGCCGUGGUGCUUCUUCGACGAAGAUGCUGGGAACAGUCCAACUUCUUUUUCCCCGGGGACAGAUGGCCCUGUUGUGACAGGAGGUCCCACAACAUCACCGAGCACCACCAAACACUAUUACCCGGGCUGCGCGUCAAGCAUCCCUCCCGACCAGCGUAUCGACUGCUACCCGGAGCCCGGAUCCUCCGAGGCAGGAUGCCUGGCCCGUGGAUGUUACUGGUGCGAGGAAGCGACUCCGGGAGUGCCUUGGUGCAGUCACCCAACUCUCGACCCGGUGGAUCCCAUCGAUGGGAUGUGUCCGUCUGACAUACCGGAUGCGAACAGGCGGGACUGCUAUCCCGACGUGGGUGCAUCUAAGGACUCUUGCGAGGCCCGCUCCUGCAUCUGGUGCGAGUCGUCUGUGAGCGGCACACCUUGGUGUUUCUUCAACAUCACUGGCGUUUCUCCGGACCCGGCCCAGGAUGUUUACCGCGUGGACUGCGCUCCAGACGGCCGGUGUGACCAGUGUGAGGCACGGGGGUGUGAACUGGCUGGAACAGAUGUUCAGGGUGCGCCGCUGUGCUUUUUCCCGGUCGAUUUGGGAUACACGAUGAGUGGAUUCGCUGAAACGCCAACCGGAUACCUGGUGGCUCUCAAGAAGAAGCAUGAUUUCACAGUCUUUGGAGACGAUGUAGAACAGUUGGUACUCUCCGUCGAUUUCCAAACUGACCAGCGACUUCACUUCAAGGUAACUGCUUCACACAUUCCGAUUUCUCUGUCGUAUGUAUCACGGAUGGAUAAUCCGGACCAAAUUUCUCGGGAGGGUGGCCUUUUUUGA
Messenger RNA from Acanthaster planci (crown-of-thorns starfish), 1137 nucleotides. RefSeq names its product lysosomal alpha-glucosidase-like. The record is from RefSeq and is a predicted model, not a curated record. Gene Ontology annotation, biological process: carbohydrate metabolic process. NCBI's taxonomy places the organism in Eukaryota, Metazoa, Echinodermata, Asteroidea, Valvatida, Acanthasteridae. Gene Ontology annotation, molecular function: carbohydrate binding; alpha-1,4-glucosidase activity.